UUUGACCAAAUAUUCACAACAAAAAAGCUCAAGGAAGUAUAUUGGAAUUUUUAGCGAUCUUGAUUUUAGUGGUCGUCAAGUUAUAGUGAACUCUUUAUAUAUAAAGUCCCAUAUGUCUGCGAACGAAGAUACUCCUCCUCCAACUGAGAAGCCAGAUGAUGAUGGCAGUGGAGCUACUGGAGGGAAAGAAGAAGACAAGCAGGAAGAUGAGAGUGAUUUGAAUUUUCUUCAACGGUUACUGGCCCAGUUAAAACCACCAACCGCCAGUGAGGGAGUGGAAAAAGAAAAACCAGAACAAUUAUUAGAGGAAGUCACAUUUGAAGGAGUUGCAAAUUAUAUCAAGAAAGGGAAAUGUAAAAAUAUAAUUGUAAUGACUGGUGCAGGCAUCUCAACUGCUGCAGGGAUUCCAGACUUUAGAUCUCCUGGUACUGGUCUCUAUGACAACCUGCAAAAAUAUGACCUACCCCACCCCCAGGCAGUAUUUGAAAUAAACUUCUUCCAGUCAAAUCCAGAGCCAUUCUUUAUGCUGGCUAAAGAGCUGUACCCUGGAUCAUUUAAACCAACAAUUUCACACUAUUUUAUCAAGUUAUUAAGUGACAAGGAGUUGCUGCUACGUAAUUACACUCAGAAUAUUGACACUCUAGAACGAGUGGCAGGCAUCCCACAAGAGAAACUUGUCGAAGCACAUGGAUCUUUUCACACAGCGCACUGUUUGGAUUGUGUAAAAGAAUAUUCUCAUGAAUGGGUCAGAGAUGAAGUAUUUGCAGACAAAAUACCUACUUGCCCUGAUUGCAAAGGAGUUGUAAAACCAGACAUAGUGUUUUUUGGUGAAUCCUUACCACCUGUGUUUCACAGAUGUGUUCCUCAGGAUAUGCCAAAAUGUGACCUGUUAAUAGUGAUGGGUACUUCACUGGUUGUGCAGCCAUUUUGUUCCCUACUCUGCAGAGUUCCUGCAACAACUCCGAGAUUGUUAAUAAAUAAAGAGAAAUGUGGAAAUCAGCCUGACUUCUUCAGCCUGUUAAUGGGCGGGCCAGCCAGUGGUUUCCAGUUUGAUAGUGACGACAAUUAUCGGGAUGUCAUGUGGCAAGGUACCACAGAUGAUGGUUGUGUUGCUUUGGCUGAGUUACUGGGAUGGAAGGAUGAGCUAUUAAAUUAUGUCAAGGCAGAACAUAAAAGGAUCGAUGAAGCUAAUGCUGAAGCAAAGAAGCCGAGCGCUUCCGAGAAAAAAGGUGGGAAUAAAGAAGUUGGCAAUUCGUCAAACGAAGGCAGUGAAGCAGAGAAACAGAACAAAGAAGCCAGCAACCUUUAAAAUAAUAAUGAAGUCCCAAAGCUGUAAAAUUUCUGAAAACUUUUUGUUUCAAUAAUUUUAAUUGAACGGUUUAUUUAGGCAAUGAAUUCUUUCUAUUUCAAUGUAUUAUAAAUGGCUGGUAACCAGUGUCUGGGAAUUUUUUUAACCUAAUAUUUCUCGAUCACAGAAUUUGAAUUCAAUUGAAUAUGUGUAUUACUUCAGUAAAGACAAAUAAACUCAUG
This is a messenger RNA of Pocillopora verrucosa, 1530 nucleotides long. Lineage: Eukaryota; Metazoa; Cnidaria; Anthozoa; Scleractinia; Pocilloporidae. The record is from RefSeq and is a predicted model, not a curated record.